AUGACCCUUAGUUACUUCCAUCUGCAGGACCACAGCCCCCUGGCCCUCCACAGGGAAAUGAUGGAGGAGGAGCGCCCAGAGGGAGAUGCGGGGCAACUCCAGUGGAAGCCCAAGGUCAAAGAUGAGUUCAAAGACAUUUCCAUGUACUUCUCCAAGGAAGAAUGGGCAGAGAUGGGACAGUGGGAGAAAAUCCGCUAUAGGAAUGUGAAAAGGAACUAUAAAAUGCUGAUUUCUAUAGGUCUCAGAGCCCCUAGACCAGCUUUUAUGUGUUACCAAAGGCAAGCAAUCAAGCCCCAACCAAAUGACACUGAGGAUUCUGAUGAAGAGUGGACACCUAGGCGGCAAGUCAGUCCUCCUUGGGUGGCCUUCAGAGUGGAGCAGACUAAACAACAGAAGGAAAUUCCAAGAAUACCAUUAAAUAGUGAAUCUAAUUUGAAGAAAUUGUCGGGAACAGCAAAUUUUUUCAACACAAGUGGCUCAGAACAUGCCCAAGAACCUGUGUCCUCUCCUGGAGAAGGAAAUACCUCUGGACAACGUUCUGGACAAAAACUGAAACUCAAGAGAAAGACUGUUGAAGUGAAGAUGUACAGUCUUCGAGAAAGAAAGGGUCAUGCAUAUGAAGAGGUCAGCGAGCCCCAGGAUGAUGACUACCUCUAUUGUGAGAAGUGCCAGAACUUCUUCAUCAACAGUUGCCCUGCCCAUGGGCCUCCUACAUUUGUAAAGGACAGUGUGGUGGCCAAGGGGCAUCCCAACCACUCAGCCCUCAGUCUGCCCCCUGGCCUGAGAAUUGGACCAUCAGGCAUCCCUGAGGCUGGGCUUGGAGUAUGGAAUGAGACAUCUGAUCUGCCACUGGGUCUGCAUUUUGGUCCCUAUGAGGGCCAGAUCAUGGAGGAUGAAGAGGCAGCCAACAGUGGAUACUCCUGGCUGAUCACCAAGGGCAGGAACUGCUACGAGUAUGUGGAUGGACAGGAUGAGUCCCAGGGCAAUUGGAUGAGAUAUGUGAACUGUGCUCGUGACGAUGAUGAGCAGAACCUGGUGGCCUUUCAGUAUCACAGGCAGAUCUUUUACAGAACCUGCAGGGUCAUCAGGCCAGGCAGUGAGCUUCUGGUCUGGUAUGGAGAUGAGUAUGGCCAGGAGCUGGGCAUUAAGUGGGGAAGCAAGAGGAAGAAAGAAUUCAUAGCAGGGAGAGAACCAAAGUUAGAGAUCCAUCCUUGUCUUUUGUGCUCUUUGGCCUUCUCCAGUCAGAAAUUCCUCAGUCAACAUGUGGAAGGAACUCAUCCCUCUCAAAUCUUCCCAGGAGCAUCUGCAAUGACAAACUUUAAGCCAGGGGAUUCUGGUCCAGGUCAGCUUCAGGAGCAGCAACAUUCGGAUCCACACAGCAGAAAUGACAAAGCCAGAAGUCAAGAGGUCAAAGGAAAGUCCAGACCCACCCAUAAAAGGCAGAGGAUCUCAAUGGUCUUUCCCAGGCCGCUCAAAGGACAAAUGAGGAAAUCUGAGGAAAGUGAGAGAACAAUGAAAGAAGAACUCAGAACCGGCCAGAAAAUAAACCCAGAGGACACAGGCAAAUUAUUUAUUGGAGUAGAAACCACAACUAUUGCAAGAGAAUGUGGGCAAGGUUUCAGUGACAAGUCAAAUGUCAUUGUGUACCAGAAAACACACACAGGGGAGAAGCCCUAUGUUUGCAGGGACUGUGGGCGGGGCUUUACACGGAAGGCAACCCUCAUCCAGCACCAGAGGACGCACACAGGGGAGAAGCCCUAUGUUUGCAGGGACUGUGGGCGGGGCUUUACACGGAAGGCAACCCUCAUCCAGCACCAGAGGACGCACACAGGGGAGAAGCCCUAUGUUUGCAGGGACUGUGGGCGGGGCUUUACACGGAAGGCAAACCUCAUCCAGCACCAGAGGACGCACACAGGGGAGAAGCCCUAUGUUUGCAGGGACUGUGGGCGGGGCUUUACACAGAAGGCAAACCUCAUCCGGCACCAGAGGACGCACACAGGGGAGAAGCCCUAAGUUUGCAGGGACUGUGGGCGGGGCUUUACACUGAAGGCAAACCUCAUCCGGCACCAGAGGACGCACACAGGGGAGAAGCCCUAAGUUUGCAGGGACUGUGGGCGGGGCUUUACACUGAAGGCAACCCUCACCAGGCACCGGAGGACGCACACAGGGGAGAAGCCUUAG
Molecule: messenger RNA, 2181 nt
Organism: Nannospalax galili (Upper Galilee mountains blind mole rat)
Lineage: Eukaryota; Metazoa; Chordata; Mammalia; Rodentia; Spalacidae
Gene: Prdm9
Product: PR/SET domain 9
Exons: 10
Biological process (GO): positive regulation of reciprocal meiotic recombination; regulation of DNA-templated transcription
Cellular component (GO): nucleus
Molecular function (GO): histone H3K4 methyltransferase activity; protein binding; zinc ion binding
Source: RefSeq, a predicted model, not a curated record